Messenger RNA from Selaginella moellendorffii, 2513 nucleotides. RefSeq names its product potassium transporter 10. Gene Ontology annotation, biological process: potassium ion transmembrane transport. The record is from RefSeq and is a predicted model, not a curated record. NCBI's taxonomy places the organism in Eukaryota, Viridiplantae, Streptophyta, Lycopodiopsida, Selaginellales, Selaginellaceae. The coding region runs from base 104 to 2446 and encodes 780 amino acids. Gene Ontology annotation, cellular component: membrane. The transcript is spliced from 9 exons. Gene Ontology annotation, molecular function: potassium ion transmembrane transporter activity.
GUCAUCAUCGAAGCGGAUAUGCUGCUGCAGUCAAUGAAAUCGUUUUCUAUCGCUGCUGGGGUCCCUCCAUUCUGAUCUUGGCUCUUCCGUGUUAUUCCAAGCGAUGGCGGAGGCUGAGGAUUCCCCCGGUAAAGGCUACAUGUGGAAUCUGGACCGGAUUGAUCAACCGUUCGGGGAGGAAGCCGAUCGUGUACACAAUUUGCACACGGCGAAGAAACUCUCGACAACCACGACUCUGCGCUUAGCGUUCUUGAGCCUUGGAGUUGUCUAUGGAGACUUGGGAACUUCUCCACUGUAUGUCUUCUCGAACAUCUUUCCCGACGGUAUCAAGGACCGGAAUGACCUUUUGGGAACACUGUCGCUGAUCAUCUACACCAUCACUCUGAUUGCUCUCGUGAAGUACGUCUUUUUUGCAUUAAGAGCGAAUGACAACGGAGAGGGUGGAACUUUUGCUCUGUAUUCCUUGAUCUGUAGACAUGCCAAAGUCAACACAAUUCCCAAUCAGCACCAUACGGACAGAGCAUUGACAACUUAUAGUUUUCGGCCCAUGUCCAAGAAGUCAACUGCUUACAAGCUGAAAAAUGCACUUGAGACUAGCCUUUUCUUACAGAAGAUACUGCUGGUGCUUGUCCUUCUUGGUACCAGCAUGGUUAUCGGAGACGGCAUGCUGUCUCCGUCAAUAUCAGUACUAUCAGCAGUUCAGGGAAUCCGACUCUCCCAUUUGGAGCUUCCAAAAGGGAGCGUUCUCAUUCUCUCCUUAUUGAUUCUGGUUGCUCUAUUCAGCAUGCAACGAUUUGGAACUGCCAAAGUCGGCUUUAUGUUCGCGCCAAUUAUCUUCAUCUGGUUUAUUUCAAUUGGCACUAUAGGAAUCUACAACAUCUUUGUUCAUUAUCCUCCUGUCUUCAAGGCUCUUUCGCCUGUUUACAUUUUUCGUUACUUUCGUGCUCAAGGAGUGACCGCAUGGAUUUCCCUUGGAGGUGUCGUUCUUUCCGUUACAGGAGCCGAAGCUUUAUUUGCAGACUUGGGCCAUUUCACGGCGCAAUCCAUCCAACUUGCGUUUACUAUUAUAGUGUUUCCGUGCUUAAUAGCAGCUUACAUGGGACAAGCUGCUUAUCUUAUGAAGUAUCCACGGGAUGUUGACGAACCAUUUUACAACUCGAUACCGAAUAGACCGUUUAUCUACUGGCCGAUGUUCGUAGUUGCGACAGCAGCUGCAAUUAUAGCAAGCCAAGCAACGAUCUCGGCUACGUUUUCCAUCGUCAAGCAGGCCGUAGCGCUUGGUUGCUUCCCAAGAGUAAAAAUAGUUCACACGUCGCACAGGUUUCUGGGACAAGUGUACGUUCCCGAGGUAAACUGGACCCUGAUGGUCGCCUGCUUGCUGAUAACAGCGGGUUUCCGGGAGACACAGCAGAUCGGAAAUGCAUACGGUGUGGCAGUCGUGCUCGUCAUGGUCGUGACAACGUUUUUGUUGGCUAUGGUUAUGAUUCUUAUAUGGCACAGCAACCUCUACUUGGCCUUCUCCUUCCUGGCGGUGUUUGGCUCGCUGGAGUUGCUCUACUUUUCAUCGGUUUUGUUCAAGGUGACGAGCGGGGGAUGGGUUCCUCUGGCGAUAGGCUCGGUUCUCAUGGCAGUCAUGUACUUCUGGCACUACGGCUCUUGCGAGAGGCACAAGUUUGAGCUCCAGAACAAGGUGUCCCUUGGAUGGAUCCUCCAGCUCGGCCCAAGCCUCGGGAUGGUGAGGCUGCCAGGAAUCGGCCUGUUCUACACCGAGCUAGCUCACGGGGUUCCAUCGAUCUUCUCGCACUUCCUCACGCACUUUCCAGCGGUCCACUCCAUCCUCACCUUCGUGUGCGUCAAGUAUCUCCCGGUGAGCACCGUCGCCAAAGAAGAGAGGUUCCUGCUGAGGAGGAUCGGUCCCAAGCAGUUUCGGAUGUACCGCUGCGUGGUGAGGUACGGCUACAAGGAUCUCCACAAGAAGGACGACCACUUCGACGAGCUUCUCAUCCGCGCACUGGCCGCCUUCAUUCGCUACGAGUCGCUCAUGGAGAGCGUGGACGAGCAGUCGGAAGAGACCGUGACGAGCAACGGGUCCCUGGAAAGCUGCGGCGCGGCUCCUCCACUGCAAGCACAGGUGGACGGGCACACCAUCACUGGCAGUGAGAUUUGCUUGACAGCGUCAAGCGUCUCCUCGAUCCAGCGGCAAACUCCAAGGAGCUUGAGAGAGGAGGAGGACGAGUGCGCGUUUCUGAUCAAGUGCAAGGAAGAUGGGAUCGUUCACAUAAUGGGGAGCACUGUGAUGCGAGCAAGGCAAGGUUCGGGCUUCUUCAAGCGGCAAGCCAUCAACUCGGGGUAUAGUUUCCUGCGGAAGCUGUGCAGGGACACGAGUGUGAUAUACCAUGUACCUCACGAGAGCCUCCUUCACGUAGGGAUGGUUUAUAACAUUUGAUAUGUGGCUAAAGUCACCUUUCGUUUUUGUAGAAGUUACUUCUUUAACUUAUCCUGUGGUUCUUUUC